AGUCAACGACGAAGGUGAAGGUCAUUACUUGAGAGGCGUGGAUUCUAACAACAUGGUGAAAGAAGUUGAUGUGAAGGGGUACGAAGAGUACCAGAAAGCUGCCGAUGAGAACAAAGACAAGGUCGUCUUUGCUUUGUUCUGUGGCGAUGUAGAUGAUCAAGGGAAGAGCUGGUGUCCCGACUGCGUGGUUGCUGAACCGGUUGUGACAAGAAAUUUGAAGAGUGCCCCAGAUGAUGCUAUUUUUAUCCACUGUAGCGUUGGACCUCGUGAUUUCUGGAAAGACAAAAGCAACAUCUUCCGCACAGAUCCAAAACUUGUGUUGAAGAGUGUUCCCACACUACUGAGACUAGGAAAACCCCGGAGACUGGAGGAGGAACAGUGUGCGAAGGAUGACUUGGUCCAGAUGCUGUUAGAGGAGGACUGAUUCUGAUUUAACCAGACUCUGAUAUGAUAUGAUAUGUUUGUGGAUCAAAGACUCUGAUGUAUUACAUUGUCCAGCUUGAUAUUCAGAAGAAAUGGGUGCUAUCUGACAUGGAACUUCAGAAAAGUUUGUUCUCCUAAUGGUGUGAAAUGUGGAACAGACAUAAGAUGAUUGAAAUUGUUGUGUUUUCUCUUAAUAAUGUUAUAAGACAACUUCCAAUGUAACAUCAAUAAACAUCAUCCUUUAAA
Haliotis rubra (blacklip abalone) is the source of this 669-nucleotide messenger RNA. Its product is annotated as thioredoxin domain-containing protein 17-like. Bases 53 to 424 code for a protein of 123 amino acids. Gene Ontology annotation, molecular function: protein-disulfide reductase [NAD(P)H] activity. Gene Ontology annotation, cellular component: cytosol. NCBI's taxonomy places the organism in Eukaryota, Metazoa, Mollusca, Gastropoda, Lepetellida, Haliotidae. The transcript is spliced from 4 exons. The record is from RefSeq and is a predicted model, not a curated record.